Spea bombifrons (plains spadefoot toad) is the source of this 1318-nucleotide messenger RNA. RefSeq names its product WD repeat domain 38 (gene WDR38). Gene Ontology annotation, molecular function: protein binding. Lineage: Eukaryota; Metazoa; Chordata; Amphibia; Anura; Pelobatidae. The record is from RefSeq and is a predicted model, not a curated record. The coding region runs from base 66 to 968 and encodes 300 amino acids. The transcript is spliced from 9 exons.
GCUGUAAUCCAAUGCGGAGUUUUAAAGGAGAUUUAAUACAUUAAACGUUUUCCAUUUAUGCAGCAAUGUGGAAAAAUCCAUCAGAAUAUUUUGCCGCAGCCACCGUGAAGUAUUUCGAGCGGCACAAAGGAGAGGUUAAUUCCUGUGCGAUAUCACCAGACUGUAAGCUCAUUCUGACCUGCUCUGAUGACAGUCGGAUCCACUUAUGGGACGCAAAGAGCGGAUCACUCCAAUGCAAAGUGACGGGACACACAGGGCCAGUAAAAUCUUGCUGCUUCUCUCCUGACUGCUCCCUUUUUGCCAGCUCAUCCCAUGAUUGCACUGUGCGGAUAUGGAAAGUGGACACAGCAGAGUGUCUUCAUGUGCUAAAGGACCAUUCUAAGUGUGUUGAGACUGUUUGCUUCAGCCCGGAUUCUGUGUAUCUGCUGUCUGCAGGCUGGGAUCGGUUUGCCAUACUGUGGAACGUGCAGCAUGGACAGCAUUUGAAGACAUUUGUAGGGCAUCAAGAUGCCAUCCAGUGCAGUGCUUUCUCAAAGAAUGGAUCUUACAUAGCCACCGGAUCCUGGGAUUACACUGUUAGAGUAUGGAGUUUGCAAAAUGAUGGAAUGGACAGAAUUCUGAAAGGACACAAGGGCAACGUCAGCUGCUUGUGCUUCUCUGUGUCUGGGAUGCUGGCUUCUGGUUCUUGGGACAAAAGUAUUCGUGUGUGGAACCCACGCACCGGCUCCCUUAUCUUCCUACUAAAAGGACACACUGGGUGGUUGAGGAGCAUGUCUUUUUCUCGGGAUGGCAUCCUGCUGGCAUCCGCAGGACAUGAUAAGAUGGUAAAGCUCUGGGACUGUGGACAUGGAAAGUGCAUCAAGAGCUUGAGAGCAAUGAUCGAUGUGGUACAUGCAUGUACCUUUUCUGCAGAAGGGACCCUCUUGUUAACUGGAGCCACUGGAUUCACAAGGAUUAAUGGAAAAUGAAAUGAGCAUUAGCCUUGUUGCUCUGGAAUUUCUGACAAUGGAGUAUAAAAUCUCCUGAAUCAAUGUUCUACAGCAGGAAGAAAACCAGAGCGGCAUCAAAAAGCCUGUAUUAUAGAAAAACAUUGCAGUACUGCAGAUGCAGCACUCAGCCAAAGUGGAGAAAGCCAAACUAUUUGUCAUAAAAAAGGUUUCUAUAGUGUUAUAAAAAAAUUGCACAUUGUGGUCUUAAGCCCCCUUUUUUUUUUUUUUUUUUAAGAUUUAACCCUAUUUUGUGGGGUGCUAGUGUUCACUAUACUCUGUUGUACCCAUUCCUAUUUUAUUUUAAUAAACAUUAGCAGAGUAAGCCUUUG